AGGCAGCGGCUUGGCUAUGCCCCUGUCAUUGCUGAAGGCCAUGGGGCGACGGUAACCACUCACUGGUGGUGAGUGGUGGGCCGUAUGCUCGUCUGACUACAAGGGCAAUAAAAAGAAGAUCCCUUAAAGUAUUAUAAUUAAUUAAAAGUAAUUAAUUAAUAAUAAUAAUAAAAAGUCGUGCUUGAAAGUCUAAGAUAAAGACAGAAUUCAAACACCAAUCGUAGCAUUAGAUCUGUCUUUAAUAUCUAAUUUCCAAAUUAUAACCAAUCGACAUUUUUAAACAUACAAUUAUAACAAUAUCGUUAAAUUAAUACGCAAAGCAGAAAAUUUGUACCCCUUUUUACGAAAAUUGUGCGGACGGAGGAGUAUGAAAUUUCUCACACUUAUAGAGAAAGAAGUGCAGAAUGCUAAUUUUUUUUUAAAUUAUACAUAAAAAAAUAAUUAAAUCAAUAUAGAAAACAUUACACACACUACCAUGUAUUUGACUUAACACACAUAGAAUAGAUUAAUAUGUGUAACGGACGUGACGUCAGCUGUCAUGCCCUGCCGCCAGCCAAGCCGCCAAGCCAUAUUAACACGCCCCCUUCCGCCACAGCCACCGCCACCGCCGCCAGCCAAAGCCAACGAAGGGGGGAUAGUGUUAAUAAAACAAGCCAUGCCAGCCAUUUCUACCUACUUCUCUGCAUUCUUGCACAAAUAAAAGAACUUUUCGUUACGCUGCUGGUUUUUAUUGUCACAUCAUUUGCAACAAUCAGAAGUGGCAUAAAGAAAUGAAACAACGUCAUAUACACGCUCAGAUCUCUCGGUCUUCUGACAAGUUUGAAGAAGUUGAAGCUCCUAUUCCACUGGCGAGGAAGGUGUUGAAAAAUUGCUUCAGAAGGAGGUCCACAAGGCGAUACUUGAGCUACAGGAUGAAGAACCUGGAACAAUCAAAUCAAAGGGACUUCGACGUCGUCGGACCAAGAGCGCCUGCCGCCCUGUCCUUCCAUCAUUCUGGUUCACGUGGAGGGAAACUAGAAGAGCAGCAACGCGGUUACUCCACUGCGGCACUAAGAGUUUCACGGCGCUUCAUGAGAUUCACGGCUACGAGCUUCCUUCUCCCUGCCUGCGACGCUGCUGCGCGGCGAAGACAGCUACGUCAAAGUCAUCAACAUGAGCUCAGAGACCAUCAUGUGGCCGCCGGGCGAGGUCCUGCCGAGGGCCAACAGCUGCGAGGAGCCACAGCCAAACAGCCAGGAUGGCCGAAUGUAACGGACGUGACGUCAGCUGUCAUGCCCUGCCGCCAGCCAAGCCGCCAAGCCAUAUUAACACGCCCCCUUCCGCCACAGCCACCGCCACCGCCGCCAGCCAAAGCCAACGAAGGGGGGAUAGUGUUAAUAAAACAAGCCAUGCCAGCCAUUUCUACCUACUUCUCUGCAUUCUUGCACAAAUAAAAGAACUUGUCGUUA
Molecule: messenger RNA, 1448 nt
Organism: Bombyx mori (domestic silkworm)
Lineage: Eukaryota; Metazoa; Arthropoda; Insecta; Lepidoptera; Bombycidae
Exons: 2
Coding region: 771-1433 (220 amino acids)
Source: RefSeq, a predicted model, not a curated record